Meloidogyne enterolobii is the source of this 369-nucleotide messenger RNA. NCBI's taxonomy places the organism in Eukaryota, Metazoa, Nematoda, Chromadorea, Rhabditida, Meloidogynidae. The record is from the annotation of a GenBank genome assembly.
UUUAUAUCAGAAAUACGGCAACCCAAAAAAACAGAAUUUUCUAAAAAAAUCAGAAUUUCCAAUCAAACUAAAAAUUAUUUUACAGAGAUUAACCCAUUCACAAUGCUUUUUGUCAGUUCUGGUACUCUCUCCUAUUAUUCCCAACUUCUCCACUAUGAUAAUUAUCCCGAUUUGGUUUAUCCAAUUGAAAUGGUAAAUAUUGCCAAAUGGAUAUAUAUUCCCUACCGUUUAAUUAAAUCUAUGAUGCCUGUUGGUUUUGUUGAUCGUUUUAGAUUACACGAUGCUAAUUUUUUGGAAAAUCUUUGUUUGGAAAUUAAUUUGGAUUAUAUUCCACAUUCACUUGGCGGGCAAAAUCAGGCAAGAAAAUAA